AUGAUGAAAUGCCAAAGAAGAAAAGUUAGAGAACUCGUGGAUGACCUUCACUCAACAAGUUCUGAGUUCAAGAUUUCAAAACCAGAAACUCAAACUCGUGCAUCCAAGAAAAUGGGUAUGGCUCAGAGGAUUGUAGUGGGCGUGAAAAUAGAAGAAAAUGAUAUAAGGCAGAAAAGUGAAGCACCUCCUGAUUGUUGGUCUUGGAGGAAAUAUGGGCAAAAACCCAUCAAAGGAUCUCCUUAUCCAAGGGGAUACUACAAAUGCAGCACAGCAAAGGGUUGUUCAGCCAAGAAACAAGUUGAGAAGUGCAGAACAGAUGCAUCCAUGCUCAUUAUUACCUACACAUCUAUUCAUAAUCAUCCAGCCCCUGAUCAAUCAUCCACCUACUACAAAAAAGAACAGGAAGAAAAUCUAGUCCCUGUACUCAAUGAUGCUGAACCCACAACCCUACAGCAACAACAGGCCGUAGAAGUAAAACAGCUGAAAAUCACAGUCAUUGAAGAUGAAGAAAAUUUCCACGAUUCCCGAUCUCCAUGCCAUUCUCCUAUGGGCGAUCAAGAAAAGAACCGUUUUGCAGGAAACCAAGAAAUACCCAAUGUACUCAACAAUAUUGAAGAUUCCCAGCUAUAUUGCCAUUCCGUAACUCUUUCAGUACCAAAAACAGAGGAAAAUGACUUCUUUGAUGAACUCGAAGAACUGCCCACAUCUUCAUAUUUCCCAACCUUCAUGAGAAAAAAUUUCUUCAAGGAAAGGUUGUAA
Molecule: messenger RNA, 759 nt
Organism: Fraxinus pennsylvanica
Lineage: Eukaryota; Viridiplantae; Streptophyta; Magnoliopsida; Lamiales; Oleaceae
Source: the annotation of a GenBank genome assembly